Messenger RNA from Puntigrus tetrazona (Sumatra barb), 1442 nucleotides. It is a transcript of the gene dtd1, whose product is annotated as D-aminoacyl-tRNA deacylase 1. The coding region runs from base 77 to 700 and encodes 207 amino acids. Gene Ontology annotation, cellular component: cytoplasm. The transcript has 6 exons. Gene Ontology annotation, biological process: tRNA metabolic process. Gene Ontology annotation, molecular function: D-tyrosyl-tRNA(Tyr) deacylase activity. NCBI's taxonomy places the organism in Eukaryota, Metazoa, Chordata, Actinopteri, Cypriniformes, Cyprinidae. The record is from RefSeq and is a predicted model, not a curated record.
CCGCCGAGGGGCGGGGCUUAGCAGAAACCGGAAGAGCAAAGUGUUCGAGCGGUGCACAUGAUUGGAAACCAAAACAAUGAAGGCGAUCAUUCAACGAGUAACAAAGGCAAGCGUAACAGUCGGGGAGGAGCAGAUCAGCUCCAUAGGCAGAGGGCUCUGCGUCUUACUCGGCAUCUCACUGGAGGACACGCAGAAGGACGUGGACUACAUGGUACGGAAGAUUCUGAACAUGCGUCUGUUCGAGGAUGAGAACGGCCGUGCCUGGAGCCGCAGCGUGAUGGACAGAGAGCUGGAGGUGCUGUGUGUGAGUCAGUUCACUCUGCAGUGUAUCCUCAAGGGAAACAAGCCUGACUUCCACUCUGCCAUGCCGGCCGAACUGGCCCAGCCCUUCUACAACAGCAUGCUGGAGCAGCUGAGGGAAGCGUAUAAACCAGAAUGCAUCAAAGAUGGGCAGUUUGGUGCAAAAAUGCAGGUACUCAUACAAAAUGACGGACCUGUGACCAUUCAGCUGGAGUCUCCUGCUGGCCCUACAGACCCUAAACUGCUGUCCAAACAAGAGAAGCAACUACAGCGUAAAGAAAAAACACGGUCGAAAGGCCCCUCUGAGUCCAGCAGAGAGAAGGCAGCUCUUCGCUCGAAAGCAGACCCCAGUGCCAGCAGCGGAGCCGAGGGAGACGUGUCCUCUGAACGAGAACCAUAAAGUACCUCACGGAUUUUGCACCUUGCAUAUCCAUCCAGCUUCCAGUGGAAUGCUGCUGUCUUCAGGGACGUCUUUCAGUGCAGCUCAUACAGCUGACCCUCUGUCUUAUCAUUUUCCCUCUCAAAUGUCCGCUAUAGUGCCCAGUCUGAUUUUCUUCUGAAACCGGGUUUGUAUAUAAACAUAAGAACAAGCGGCAGCUCCACAUUUACUAGUAGAAAAAAGACUCAGGCACACAUCAGUGGUGUUUUAGCACCACUUUGAACACAUUAUCUGAAUAUUUACUAUGCCAUCUAAUUUAUUGAAAUGUAUACAUCUCUGUAAUGUGUUUUAAUAAAAACAGGAGAGAAAAAUGUGCAAUAUUAAUUAUUCCAUAGCCACUGAGUACUGUUGUUCUUUGUAUAUAAUGCUAUCAUUUUUGAAGAACUUGUUUAGAUCUAUAAAAAAAUAUAUUAUUUAUAAAUCUAUUUUCUAUUACUACAAAGGGACUGCCUGUCAUUAAGGUCCUAGCUUAAAAUUGAAAUCAUAUAUGGCCUAAUGCAGUGUGAAACGCAAAAGAGUAAAUAAUUUCAUAGAAUAAUAUGGUAAAUAACAAAAGGACAAAGGAGCUUUUGUGAGUCACCUGCUUUUCUGCGCGGCACUUUAGGUGGGAAAAAAAGCAAAAGAGGAUUGUUUCUGAAUGUGAAAAACACGUGUGCCUGUACAUUUUAAUAAUAAAAAGCGUAAUGAUUGUCUUACACUUGGA